This is a messenger RNA of Tricharina praecox, 1224 nucleotides long. Its product is annotated as PLC-like phosphodiesterase. Gene Ontology annotation, molecular function: phosphoric diester hydrolase activity. The transcript is spliced from 6 exons. Gene Ontology annotation, biological process: lipid metabolic process. The record is from RefSeq and is a predicted model, not a curated record. Bases 1 to 1224 code for a protein of 407 amino acids. NCBI's taxonomy places the organism in Eukaryota, Fungi, Ascomycota, Pezizomycetes, Pezizales, Pyronemataceae.
AUGGUGAGAUCUCGACCACUUUUCGCGCGCGUGCUUCUCGCCCUGCUUCUAUCCUGCUGCUUCACAUCUGGCGACAUACCCGCCUCCUCCUCCACCCACUUGACCACCACAAGCACAAGAACAAGAACAACAACGGUAGCUGAGCUAGUACUAAGCGGAACCAACAGUGACACCGCCGACGACGAGCCCACGCCCACGCCGACCGCCAGCGGUAAUGAGACCGAGAUCAUCGUCAGCGCCAGCGGCGCGAGCAGUUCCUCCGAUGACGAGCCGACGACCACUGAGCCUCCCGGCCCGGUAAACACGCAGCCGUGCAACCUCUACGUCGAGUUCUGUACACGAUCGUAUGGGAACAUCACCUACGUCGGCACGCACAACUCGCCAUUCGUACGGCAAAACAACGCAGCGUCGAAUCAGCGGCUGGAUGUGGUUGCGCAGUUGAAUGAUGGCGUGAGAAUGUUGCAAGGACAAGCUCACAAGGCAAACGGAACAAUGUAUUACUGCCACACCAGUUGCGAUCUGUUGAAUGCGGGAACGGUAGAGGACUAUCUGAAGCGAGUGUACGAUUGGCUCAUGGCGCAUCCUUACGAAAUCGUCACGAUAUUGAUCGGCAACGGUGGUUUCGAUGCGAUCGAUGACUUCGUGGCCCCCGUCGAAGACUCGGGAUUAUCGAAGCUCGCCUAUGUGCCCGACAACCGCACGAUUGCGUACAAUGAGUGGCCGACACUGUCGGAGUUGAUCUUGAAAGGCAAAAGGGCAAUCAUCUUCGUCGACUACAAAGCGGACGAGAACAAGGUUCCAUAUCUCCUCGACGAGUUCACCUACAUGUGGGAAACACCGUUCUCGCAGACGAACCAGGACUUUCCGUGCAAUGUCGACCGCCCGCCAGACCAAAAUGCCACCGAAGCCGCCAGAAAGAUGUACAUGGCAAACCACAACCUGAACGUCGAGUUCACCGCGUUCGGGACGGUCGCCCUCGUGCCAAACACUAUCGCUAUCAACCAGACGAACGGCGUGGAUGGGUAUGGAUCUUUGGGGCUGCAAUCGGAGAAUUGCGAAGUGAUGUGGACGCGGCCGCCCAACUUCUUGCUGGUAGAUUUCUACGAUGCCGGCAACGGCAGUGUAUUCGAAGUCGCCGCGAAAGCGAAUGGCGUGACCUAUCCCGGUGGCUGCUGCGGAAAGGUCAAGUCUGCCGCACUCAGCAUUAUUGUCGCCGAGUCGUAA